Messenger RNA from Musa acuminata AAA Group (dessert banana), 1587 nucleotides. RefSeq lists its product as uncharacterized. The record is from RefSeq and is a predicted model, not a curated record. Lineage: Eukaryota; Viridiplantae; Streptophyta; Magnoliopsida; Zingiberales; Musaceae. The transcript is spliced from 4 exons. Bases 775 to 1302 code for a protein of 175 amino acids.
UAGGUUUCUGCCCCUCUCUGCAGGGGAAGCAGAAAGCUGUGUGCUUCCAUUAUUUGCCGACUUUUAAUGCUCACUACAUUGGCAAGCAUGACAAUGUGGCCGAGUGCGUCCUCCGGGAAGUGAGGUGGUGUGGAAGAACAGUAAAAGUUCUGCCUUGGCAAUGCAAUGAAACAACGGGGAGAAACUGCAACCGCAAGGACGGAGGUAGUGUGAUCCAACUGCAAGGACUAAGCAGGCAGCAGAAACUGCAACAUCACCGCACAGUAGCCAUUCAUCUCCUACCCUGUCCUCAUCCUCACUCUCUCCUGUUUCGACCAGCCAAAGAACGGAUUUAAGAGAAUUCCCCACCCUCGAAUGGAGUCCAUGUGAUCUCUACUCUCCACCAGUCUUUGUUCACGGUGGCCCAUCUAGGCCUGGAGUCAUGUGAUGGAAAGGAGGCAAGGUGAGAGAAGUAGAAACCGGGAGAAGAAGGGAGAAGUCAAGAAGGGCAAGUGUUUCAGGAUAUGCAUCACCCAGCCAAGCUUUUUCUCUCUCUUCCUCUCUCUUCCCUUCCGAGCCUCAGACAAAACCAACCCCCCCAAACUUGCCAAAAUUGCCGCAACCCAUAUCCCAUUCAAUUUAUGUGGGCGUAUUGGUCAUCAUCAGACCUCGGAGAACAGGGGAAGGAACCUUUCCCUGCUUUUAUUGCUCUACAAUGUCAUCUCUUCCUUUCAUUCUAGCCGUUGCUCUCUCGUUCCCUUCCCUUCUCCUUCCUAAAGAUCGGAUUUUGAGACGAUGGUGACGAAGAAAGGGAAGAGCUUUGCAGUGGGAUUCUUCCCAUCUUGCUCUCUAUCGCCGGUCGGUGAAGAGGACAAGGCGCGCUUUAGGUACCAGAGCCUUCUUCUAGAUUAUGAAGAGUUGAGAAAGGAAACUGAAUCAAAGAAGCAGCAGUUGCACAAGGCCAAUAUGAGGAAGCUAAAGCUUCGUGCCGAAGUCGAAUUCUUGCAGAUGAAGUAUUCUUGCCUAUUGAAGAAUCCUUCAGGAAGAACACAAUAUAGACUCAAAAAGAAGAGACCACAGAUUAGGCCAUUCGAAUCGCUUCGCAAUAGUUGUUCGAGUACCGUAAUCGAGUGUCAAGCUCGUCUUUCAACCGUAAGAGAAGAUGAUCUUCCUAGGACUUCAACAAUUAUAGACUUGAACCAGGAAGCCGAGGACAUGGAGGAGUUUCAGGUCACUUGGGAGCCCUUAAAAGCAGAUACAUUGAAGAGUUGUUCCAUGAAUGGAGAUGUGGUGGCUAAUGAUCUGAAGCUUCCGAUUUGCUGAGACAUGGGAAUCAGACCAGCCACACUGAAUAGAGGAAAAUUACAUGGCACAAUCAAGUAGCUCAAGGAUUUAGGCUCUCCUCACUUGUAUAGUGUGUCUGAAAUGGAUCAUCCUACUGUCUUUUCUCAAAGGGAAAAGAAGGCAACUCAUCUAAUUUCACUUCCUACGUCGAUAAUGUAACUCUUAGCAAUGGUGUUUGUCACUUUGAGAACAAUAUGUAUCAAUUUCCUCUUUUUCGAGAACGAUACUUUUACCGAUACAAUAAUUUUCUCGAGUUUUACGGUG